AUGUAUCUAUCUAGAUUUGUCACCCCCGCGCUGUUCGUCCUGUUGAACAUACAGUCACAGACAGUUAGCCGAAUCGGCGGGGCGCCGAAAAAGAAGAACGCUGAUGUGGUAAGAAAUUUAAAGGAUAAGGACAACAACAAAAUAGCGGAUGCAAAUCGCAAAAACGCCACAGCAAACGGUAAGAAUGCCGAGGAAGGUAGAGCCAUAUUUAACGAAAGCCAAUUCAAAAUGCAAUUCGGAAUUGAGGACUCAGACAUUUCCCAAAAUUUAUCAAAGGAAGAAAUUGACAAGCUGCUAGAUUCCUAUGGACCUAAUUUAAACCCGAAACAGCAAUAUAUUGUAUUUCACCAUUACAAUAAAUAUCUGAACAAAAUUUACAACGAAAAGGUGGAUAAAAUGUGGGACCUGUCAGAAAAACUGGCAUUGAAAUACCAAGUUCCUCAUGAAGCUAAAGUGAAAUAUUGGUAUCAGUGUGAAAGCAGACUGAAACAUGAUUUAAAAUCAAUGAAUAAUUAUUCCUAUAAAAAUUUUUACUUAUACAUCCAGGAACAGGAAAAGCCCAUUCAACCCGCCAUCAAAUUUAAACUUUUUUUGUCCCUCCACUUUUUUACUUGGAAUAAAGAAAUGAAUGAAAAUGAGCAAAAAAGGGUAGAGAUACUUACCCAAAAAAUGCAAAAUUAUAAUAAAAAUAAGGACAAACACCACAUGAAGUGA
Molecule: messenger RNA, 714 nt
Organism: Plasmodium cynomolgi strain B
Lineage: Eukaryota; Apicomplexa; Aconoidasida; Haemosporida; Plasmodiidae
Product: RAD protein
Exons: 2
Coding region: 1-714 (237 amino acids)
Source: RefSeq, a predicted model, not a curated record